Molecule: messenger RNA, 3810 nt
Organism: Hansenula ciferrii
Lineage: Eukaryota; Fungi; Ascomycota; Saccharomycetes; Phaffomycetales; Wickerhamomycetaceae
Gene: CLU1
Product: translation initiation factor 3 subunit CLU1
Exons: 2
Coding region: 1-3810 (1269 amino acids)
Biological process (GO): intracellular distribution of mitochondria
Cellular component (GO): cytoplasm
Molecular function (GO): mRNA binding; protein binding
Source: RefSeq, a predicted model, not a curated record
AUGGCUGAAGAACAACCACAAAACGAUACUUUGACUGUGAAUGUCAGUGUGAAAGGCGCUAAGCCUAUCGAACUGUCCUUGUUCAAGACAGAAACCGUCAAUGACGUCUAUCAACACAUUGGUGUCGUUCCAGAAGCUCAUCAUAUCACAAGCUUUGAUCUUUUCCAACAAUCCCAACUCUUAACCCCAGAGACAUUAUUGGCUGACUUAGUCUCAAGUGUCCAACAAAAAUCUAUUCAAUUAGAUUUGAAACCAAAGACCUACACUGCCAAGUCUAUCUUAGAUCAUGUUGCUAAAACUAGAGAUAUUGUUGGUUUAAAUGAACCUGAAACUUUUGGUUUAAAUUCCGGUGUUUCUAAAAUUAAUGAUUUGAAGUUAGGUAAAAUAUUGGAAAACACUGUUGAAUCUGAAAAAGAAGAAGAAGUUUUAAAAGAAACUGCCAAUGGCGAAGAAUCAAAAGCUAAGGAAGGUGAAGAAGAAAAGCCAAAAGCUAAAGAACUUCCAAAACCAACCGCUGAUGAAGAACUUGAAAUUACUCAAGCUAUUGAUAAUUAUUUUGGUGAACUAAAUGCUGAUUAUUACACUCCAGAAACAAUUGUCACUCCUGCUGUUCGUGCUUUACAUUUGAGCUCUUGGAAUCCUGUCCCAUUAAACUACAAGUCACAAGGUCAUUUAGCUUAUAUUGUUGUACAAACAUUUGAAAGUGAAACUUUACAUGUCACAGGUUCAACAACCGGUUUUUUCAUUAAUAAAUCAUCAAGUUCAAGAUUUGAUCCAUCUCCUCGUGAAAAUUCAAAUCAAUCAUUCACAUUGUAUGACCUGAUUUCUAAAUCAUCCAAGAACUUUUUAAACAUAAUUAAAGGAAAUACUGAUAGAUUGAAUUCAAUCGAUCCAAUCACCUUUUUAAGACCUCAAACUGGAUUCUUAGCAAACCCAUGGAUUACUAAAGCUUCAAAUCCAUCUCCAGAUUUUGGUAAAACACAAUUUGAAGACAACACUCAAAGAGAUUUCAAUGAUGAAUAUCAAUCAAUUAAAGAUUUCCCAACUGCCACUUUAUCAGAUCGUAUCAUUAGAGAACGUUUAUUAACUAAAACUGCUUAUGAGUUCACUUCAAAUGCUGUUAAAGGUGCUUUGGCUGUUUUAACUGGUGCUAUUGCCCCAAUGAACCCAACUGAUGAUUCAAUUGAUCAAAUCUUUUUACACAACGGUAUUUUUUUCUCAUUUGGUGUUGAUGCUUCAGGAUUCUUUGAAACAAGAGGUGGUAAUUUAGCUGCUAGAGCUUCCACCAACCAAGAUUUAAAAGCUAUUAAAUUCUGGAACUCUGUUGAUGCUAAAGGUAUUUACACUUUAUUGACUACUAUUGUUGAUUAUGCUGGUAAAAGAGUUGUCUGUCAAACUCCAGUCCCAGGUCUGUUCACCUCAUCUGAACCAAAAGAAGUUAAAAAUGAAGAAACUGGUGAAGUUGAAUUAAUCGAUGGUGAACCAUUAACCAAAAUUGAUUAUGGUUUCGAUGAUGCUUCAGGUACUUACAAAUCAAACGAUGAAUUUGUUAAUGCUUUAGAUCCAAUCAGAAAGGCUAUCCAUUACAAACGUGUUAAAGUUGAAAAUGGUGAUGGUGAAACUGUUACAAAUGCCGAAAUUAAAGGUAUGUACGGUACUGACAGACGUAAAUAUGUUUUGGAUUUAUUCAACACCACUCCAUUAGAUGUUGAAUUCAAAGAUGAACAUUAUCACCCUGAAAAAGAAGGUUCAUACCCACAUAGACAACUUACUACCAGAAUUGAAGCUGUCCAAGAAUGGUUUGCUACUAAAGGUAGGGAAUUGAUCAACAAAGAAGCUGAAAAACAAGGUGUUGACCUUUCAAAGAAAUCAGAAGAAGGUGAAGAAAAUCCAAAAUUGGUCAUUGAUGAUGAACCAAUCUUAUUCACUCCUGACAAAUGUCAAACUGAUGAAAAUGUUCGUGCUUUAUCAAAAUUCAUUAAAUCUGAUCUGAUCCCAUCAUUCUUGGAUUCUUUUGAUUCAUUAGGUAACAUCUUACCAAUUGAUGGUGCACAUUUAUCUUCAACAAUGCAUAAAUCAGGUAUUAAUAUUAGAUACUUGGGUUAUAUUGCUCAAGAGCUUGAAAAAAGAGUUAAAUCUUCAUUAGAAUCCGAAGAAAAAACUUUGAUUGAAAAUAAAGAAGCCAGUGAAGCUUAUGAAAAGAAAUUAGAAGAAUUGAAGAAGAAAACUGAAGCUAAAUUGAAAGCUAAGACCGAAGCUUUACAAAGAGGUGAAGAGGUUCCAAAAGAUGAUGACAAAGAUGAAGAGAAACUUGAUGAUGAAGAAGAAGAUACAGAUGCUUAUCCAGUUGCUGAAUCUAAACACUUCCAAUACUUUUAUGAAAUUGUUAUUCAAGAAUUAAUUGCACGUGCUGCUAAACACGUCUUGAGGGAUCAAGCAUUAUCACUACCAUUAGAUUUGGUUCCAGCUUUAGUUUCACAUUUCCACAAUUGUUUACUUGGUUCAUCAUUUAACCAAACACCACAAGCCAUCAUUGAACAAUCUGAUUUCUAUAACGAAAAAGACUUAUCUUUCACUAAAUGGACCCCAGAAAUUGUUCGUGAACUUAUUUUUAAAGAUGUCCAAGUCUGGUAUAGAUAUGAUUUACCAGAAAACUGGGAUGCCAAAUUUGUCAAACCUGUUCAAUUACAAAGAGAAAUUGCUUUGAAAUUCGGUAUUCAAUGGCAACAACGUGAAUAUUUCUUUACCAAAGAAGCUUAUGAAGCACAUGUUCAAGUUUUAACUAAAGAAAAGAAAUCAAAGAGAAGUAGAUCCGUUUCUCCACCUGCUUCAUCUGAGAAAUUGAAUGUGUUUGAAGCACAAGAUGUUUCAUUGGCACCAAUCAUUAAAGAUUCAAUUCCUCGUUCUACAGCGGGUGAACAAAUUUUUGAACUUGGUCGUCAAUCAUUAUUACAAGCAGAUGAAUCUAAGAAAGAAGAAGGUUUAGCUUUGAUUUCUGAAGCAAUUGCUGUGUAUGAACAAGUAUACGGUCAAGUUCAUCCAGAAGUUGCCAAAUUAUAUGCUACUUUAGCUCAAUUAUAUCAAGAAUUAGGUUUGAAACGUGAAGCUACUUUACUUUCACGCAGAAGUGUUGCUGUUAGUGAAAGAACUUUUGGUUUAGAUUCACAUGAUACAUUUGUUGCUUUAUUAAACUUGGCCUUCUUGGAAAUUGAAAAUGGUAGUGUUGUUAAUAUGGUUAAAAUUUAUGGUUUAUUAACUAGAAUCUGGGGUACAAUUUUCUCCACUCAACAUGUUUCACUUUCUUCAAUUGUCACUAAUGUUAUCUUUUAUUUAGAAAGAAUUGGUUUAAAUAAGGUUUCUUUGAAAUUAUUGAACAAAUUGAUAGAUUUAACUAUUAAAAUUCAUGGUAAAGAUUCAUAUGCCUAUGGUUUCUUAAAAUACCGUUAUUCAUAUGCUCUUGCUGUUGAUGAAAAAUUCAAAUUGGCUUUAGAUUCUGCUUCUGAAGCUUAUGGUGCAUUGAAAAUAUCCAUUGGUCCAAAACAUUAUUUGACUAAACAAGCUAAAUUAUUAGUUGAUAACUUUACAGCUUAUCAGCGUGUUCAAAGUCAAAAUGAAAAAAUCACCAAACAAAGAAUGAAAGAAUUAGCCAAAAAGAAUCAAGCUGAAGCACAAACUCAAACCGUUGGUAAAUCAAACAAAUCAAUCAAAACAAAGAAAGAGUUCGAAUCAAAGAGUGUUGAUGAAGUUUUAGCUUUUGUUAAUGGCCAAGCUGGUUCAAGUAAAAAAAACAAAAAGAAAAACAAAAAAUAG